GAUAGCAUAGCUCUGUGACCUAGGCCUGCAGCCCUCCUUUCUGAUGUGCUAGGGAACUGUCAGGGCUCACUUGCCUGAGAACAACUGUGCGAUUCAGAUGUUAGAGAAUCUUGUCUCUCUUCUGAACAGCUUUUGUGCCACAUGGCUAAGCCUCUGCUCCACCCCUUGGGCUAUGGAUAUGAUCCUCGCCUUUGUGGGUGGAGUAGGGGUGUUCCUCGUGUUACUGCCCUUCCUCCCGGAUAAUCCAUCCCUACCACCUCCACCCCCACUCAGGAAGAAGAAACGUUCCAGAAAGUACCACAUGGUGAAGAAGGAUUGGAGUAGGAUCCAGAAAAGGAGCUGGACUCUGAGAGUUCGCGGAGUCUUCUGGGAGGAAGCAGAAGGGAUUAAUGAUCUGGAUUCACUUCUGCAUAGCCACCUGGGGAAUCUCCUACAUGGUAACAGAUUUAAUCAAUUGACAAGAGAAGAUGCCCCUGGUGAGACACUCCAACCAUUAUCUGCUAGAACUGACAAUGCAAGUAGGCAGCCUUUGGAGGACAUGUUUGUCUCCCCUUCAUCCUUUGUGGUUUCCCAAGCUCCUGCAUCUGAGCACCUCCCAUCUCUGACCUCUACCUUGUCACAAGGUCUGAAGACUUUCCCAGUUUCUGUUGGAUCACAAUUCCCCGUGAGGGCCUCUUCACCACCAGAGCCUUCGGGUCCUCUAGGAUGCCUCUUACCCCAACCAUUUUCAACUUCCUCUUCCCCAUUGCAUUCUCCUGGCCCCAUGGCUUCCCCACCACCUCUGCCUGACCCCGGCCUGGCUCUUACUCAGCAGGAUUCAACCCUCCUCCCACUGGAGUCCAUCCCACAGAGCUCCUCUCCACCCAACCACUGCCCACUGCCUUCUCCUGUCCCAGCAAUUUCAAUCCUUGGUCACUCAGUCUGUGCCAUCUCAGCUCUACCUCAGUGUCAGGAGCCUCCCAGAGCCUUAUGUCACUCCAGCAUUUCCAACAGUGAAGCCCAGAGAGGUUACGUUAUGGGCCAAGUGCCAGAGACCUCAUUCCUGGCAGACACUGCCCCAACACAGGUGGAGAAUGGUAGUUCUCAUUUCCUCAAUCCUGAAGUCCAGAAAGUGCUGGAAAUACUGAUUACCAAGAAAGUGGAACUGAAGAUCCAUAAGAACACUAAAGGGGAGGGGCAACCCGGCCCCCUGCAUUCUCUGGGGAAUAUGUUAGAGUCCCUGGGCAAAGAACAGGACCCUAUCACCCUGCCUCCAUUCUGGAAAACUGAAGCAGAAGUAGAGCAGCUUCCUACUUUGCCACAGCUCCCCUACCCGAAGAUCUUCUGAGGGGAUCAUGUGCAACACA
Molecule: messenger RNA, 1346 nt
Organism: Cavia porcellus (domestic guinea pig)
Lineage: Eukaryota; Metazoa; Chordata; Mammalia; Rodentia; Caviidae
Product: spermatogenesis-associated protein 31E1-like
Exons: 4
Coding region: 98-1327 (409 amino acids)
Source: RefSeq, a predicted model, not a curated record